This is a messenger RNA of Cuscuta campestris, 2496 nucleotides long. The record is from the annotation of a GenBank genome assembly. NCBI's taxonomy places the organism in Eukaryota, Viridiplantae, Streptophyta, Magnoliopsida, Solanales, Convolvulaceae.
ACAGAUCGCAUCCAGCCGCGUUCGUCGUCUUCCUUCUCCGUCGACGCCGUCUCCUCGCUAAUCUUCAUCUAUCGCCAACCACUGCCUACCACCAAUUCCGUCAAGGGAUCUUCAAUCUUCUUCAAUUCCGUCGGCUCCACCCGUGGAAUCUUCAAUCACCGGACUCGCCAAUCUUCCACACCGACCCAGUGGAAUCUUCCUUGCCAACAAAAACAUCUCAAGGGCGUCGUCAUCCCAGUUGAAUCUUCCGAUCCGUUCAUUCCGUCGCUGUUGCAGCCAUCUCCUCCGCCCUCUCCCCGUCACCGUGUAAUACGCCUCCUCCACCGUCUCCGUCCAGAUACUCUGCCACCAUUGACUCCCGGUCCGGUCGGACGAACUAGUAUGAGUUGUUGAGCAAGUUAGUGGGAGGGACCAUGUGCUGAACCAUCUAAGCAUUCCAGCAGCAUGCUUCACUCAUCCUGAAAUCAGUAUGGUUGGACUGACAGAGGUAUGAUUUCAAAUUUCAAACAUUUGAAACCUAGAUACCAUACAAUCAUACUGUUUGUAGUCUUUUUCCCUAUUGUUUGUUGGUGUCAUUUCAUUUUUGAGGUCAUUGUGAACUGCCACAGUGCCGCCUAUUUGGCCUCUUGUAUCAUUGUAUGUAUGUCGUGGAUGUAGAGAUAAGAGGCAUUAAUCAUGUUUACAUAAAAAAAUAUUAGUGUCUCAGUAACAUUUAAAACCGAAAGGGAAAUUGCCAGCGUCUAAAGGAAGUAAUGGGCUAUGAGUUCAUUUGCAAGUAAAACUGUGUGAACAAAUUUUCUUCUGAGAAAAUGCUAUUGCGCCUUAGUAAGUUAUUCUUCAAUUGAGCAUGAAGUCCCAACACAUUUUAAGCCUCAAGCAAAGGAAAGGGCUGAGAAGGAAGGAUUUGAAAUAAGAGUGGCAAAGACUAGCUUUAAAGCUAACACAAAAGCUCUAGCUGAGAAUAAAGGGGAAGGACUUGCCAAGUUGAUCUAUAGACCAGACAAUGGUGAGAUCCUUGGAGUUCAUAUCAUUGGAUUGCAUGCUGCAGACCUCAUUCAUGAAGCUUCCAAUGCCAUAGCUUUGGGGACCCGCAUACAGGUUAAAGUUGACACAUCUAGCCCAGCUAGUGAGCCAAUUGCUGUCUAAAGCUCCAUGGCGAACUACCAAAUGAUUUAGGAGGGGACUCACUCGCCUUUGUGUCGUCAAUAUUCGUUAAGGUGAUUUGUGUAAUUAUUCUGUGUUCCAUCUUUUCGGAGGUUCAACUUUUAUAGAAUUUGUACUGGCUUUUGUUGCCAAGUAGGAAAUGAGAAGUUUUGUUUUCAUGUUCUUUCCCAUAAUGUUUUAGACUUUUAGGUAAUAAUCUUUUUUGAGUUUGGCAAUGAGUGAAUAUAUUAACAUGAGACUGGGAGGCUAUUCGCAGCACCUAGCCACCUAGGUGUUCAUCGAGCCGACUAAGAAGAACAAUGGAUCGGCGCAGCCAAGUGGCGCCUCACCUCGAGCCAUGGCGGAGCCUCGGCCACAAGGUUGUGCUGGUCACCGGAGCUUCGUCGGGGUUGGGACGAGAGUUCUGCCUCGAUUUGGCCAAAGCCGGCUGCAGAAUCGUCGCCGCGGCGCGCCGAAUCCAUCUGCUUGAAUCUCUCUGCAACGAGAUAAACCGGACCGGGUCCGUGGAGCCGAACUCCGGCCUGCCGACACGAGCGGUUGCGGUGGAGCUGGACGUGAGCGCGACUGGGACUGCCAUUGACGCGGCUGUGCAGAGGGCUUGGGAUGCGUUUGGCCGGAUCGAUGUUUUGAUUAACAACGCCGGCAUUAGAGGAAGGGUACACAGUACAUUGGAUGCAACCGAGGAGGAAUGGGAUAACCUCAUUAGAACAAACUUAACAGGCACAUGGCUUGUGUCAAAAUCUGUUUGCCUGCGCAUGUGCAAUGCAAAGCAAGGAGGGUCUGUCAUCAAUAUCUCUUCAACGGCUGGUCUUAACCGCACACUAUUACCCGGGAAUCUUGCUUAUGGUUGUUCAAAGGCUGCUGUCAACACGAUGACACAGGUGAUGGCACUUGAACUGGGAAUGCACGAGAUAAGGGUAAACUCAAUAUCUCCAGGAAUUUUCAAGUCUGAGAUAACGGAGAAGCUCCUGGAAAGAGAUUGGCUUAAGAAUGUUGUUUUGAGGACUGUACCUCUGAGAACAUUUGGCACAUCGGACCCAGCUCUAACAUCACUGGUACGAUACCUAAUUCACGACUCGUCUCAAUAUGUAACGGGCAACUGUUACAUUGUUGCUGCUGGAGCUACCUUGCCUGGAGUCCCCAUUUUCUCCUCUCUUUGAAACAAAAAUGCCAAUUUGUUGGACAUUGUAAAUAAUGAAUGCUCUCUUAAAAAAGACUGGAAUCUUGUAUAUCUACAAUUGGCUUUUUGUGUUGUACAUUAUUUUCCAAGGCAAACUUAAUUGUAGAAGUUUUAGCAUUAUGAGAUUACAAUGGCAUGAUCACCGAAUUGGA